AGCUGCGCCAACCACUUGGCGACGUUCCUGUGCGGACGUGGGUUUGAUGGGCGCAUCUUCUGCCUCACUGUUCCUGGAGCUGCUGAAACGGGUUCCACAGCAGCCAUCGCAUCAGCAGCAGAACAGCCUUCCGUCGGUCACGUACACGGCACCAGUCUUCCCGAAUCCGGCCGCAGAGAACUCCAGUUCACGAGCCGGCGAAGAACCUGUGUUGGUAUGGAUGCCAUACCAGCACAACGCCCUGACGAGCCUCGUCCUCUACGGUGUACUGGCUGUUCUCGGCACCACGCUCAACAUAUUCCAGAUUUCAUCGCUCUUCAUCCAGGAGAACUUGAGGCGAAAGGGCAAUGUGCUGCUCGCGAACCUUGCCCUCGCCAACCUGCUCGUGUCAUCUGUCGGCUUCCCGGUGACCAUCGUGGCUAUUCUGGCCGGCAGCCAGGGCAGCUUAAUCACCUGUCGCUGGCAGUGGUACCCCGCGCUGUUGGGCUUCUACACCACUGUGUUCACUUUCCUGUUCAUCGCGGCCGAAAACUACGUGCGCAGUUGUCGCCAGGACCGGGACGUCUACUCGUCCGUGUGCGGCGCAAAGCUGGUCGUCUUCCUGAUGAUGGCAGCCUGGACGAUCGCAAUCUCGCUGGUUCUCGUCGUCACCUUGGUCACAGGUGGCCUAGAUGUCUGCGAACGAGACAUGCGCGAAAGUAAAAUGUUCGUGGCGCUGUGCGUGCCCUUCGCGCUCACCGCCGCGGUGUUCGCCAAGGCUAUGCAUGAGCAACGGGACUAUACGUACAAUCUGGAGCUGCGAAACUGCCUGGCCACUCGCGAGGAGAUACUCCAGCGAACCCUUCUACGUACCAAUGCAAUUGCGUACGCCCUGUUCCUUCUUUUGUGGCUUCCUUUCCUGCUGACGGUCAUCAUCAGCCCGUCUAUGCGGAGCUCCAGUCCAGGCACCUCUGCUGUCGAGACGCUUUUCUUCACCGCCCAAUGCUUUAGCUGUAUUUGCGGCUGCGUGUACGCAUUCACGCACGACGCAUUCCGCCAGGGCUUUCUCUAUUUGGUCCACUACUUCUGCUGCAAGAGCCACCCCGAGUUUAGCAAACCACCAAUCGGUGACGACAAGGCAACCAGCUCGAUCAGGGUGCAUGUGGGCAUGGAUUCUCGCGUCGGAGAGCGCAGGCAUCGCUACGGCAAGGCUGCAACCAUGGGGCUACUCAGUUUUGCUGGAGCAGACACCUGCAGGAGUCGCGUAGAGGAGGACUUUCUCUGACGCGCACGUCCGCUGCUGCCCCACGACGCGCAUUAGGGUGGCAUUUCCUGGCUCAAACAGCGGCUCGUGGCGUGUCACUUGGGUGCUCGGUGUGUCGCCCCGUUUCAGGGAACAAUCUCGUUCAGACUUCUGGUCUGGUGCAGGUUCGUGCUUUUCUCCUACGGGCCACACCGACACCAACCCUCGUCUGCGGACCCAGCCAUCUCACGUGCCCAUUAAAUCCUGGAACAUUCCAUCGAUAGGCAGUACGACUGGGCCAUUCGGCACGAGGUAUAGGGGUUGCAUGGUACACCAGUAGGCUCAUACAUGCAAGAGCACUGCUCGUCCAUUGAUUCCCAGGCCGUCACUAUACGCUGCGACAGGGGCAACCGACGCGUGAGGCGGGCCGAAGUUCAUCCGACGCUCGCUGCUAGCGCCGGCGUGAAGAGGCUGGCUGCAGACUGGAAGAUAGAAAGCGAGCGAUUUUUGAAGAAGGAUCGACUCGGAACACGAGGCUCGCCUUCUGCGGCCACACGCCUGUUGAUAGAGGCUGAAUUAGUGCGUCAAACUACGGUGCGCCUUCGCGAUGUGCCGCGAGAAAUGCACAACAUUCUAGCUAUAGAGGGAGCAAUUUACGCUUGCAAUAGUGAGAGUUGUUGUUGAGGGGCAGCGAGCCAAAUAAAAAGCAGUACUCAGGUAUCGAGUGUACAGUUCACAUUUUUUUUUUGUCUGUGGUAUAAGUCAACAUCUAUACUUCCAUAACACUUUAAUAACUGGUAAUUUAUGCUCCUUACAGGCAGCAUUGGCAAUAUUGCACACUCGAAAUAUGCACGUGAUUUGUCACAGAUAAAUGUUUAUGUGGAAGGGCUAAUAGAUCGCAAAAGAAAAUCUAAACAAAUCUUUUAAAUUCUUGAGGAGCUGUAGGCGUAAUGGAGUCCGGAUGGUCAAGUACUAUUGAUUCUAACCUAAUCCCUUUUGCGGAAAUGAUUGCUCUUCUAUCAAUAAAACAACAAGAAAAUGCUAGGCCAAUGCAAUGGCAACGUAGGACGGGCGAUAGCUUCUGACGCAGUUAGGCAGUGUAAUUUUUUCUGUGGCUCAUGUUUCACCACCACUUUGUUAAAUUCACGUGUUAAACAGGGCCUUACACAGCACGUCGCAUGUCAGAGGGCAUGAUAGCCUGCGAAGAAGCAGAAGGUGAACUGGAGGUGUGGACUAGGCGUUGAGGAAAGCUAGUUUGUCUUGUGCCAGCAAGACUGAGAGAGGGAAAGAGUUACACGUUGCGAGCUACACGCUUGCCACUGUGAUUGAAGAUAUGUAGGGUAAAAUUGGUUACUACCAAAUAAGAACAUUACUAACAGCCUUUCUUGAAAUAGUCUGUCGUUGGGACGUCACGGGCAAACACUGUGACGCCGGAUCCUCACAGAGCUCUAUAACGACUAGAAAGGGAUGGCAGCUGUUAAUCGUCUAAUGCGCUGAACGAAAUUGAGUAUGGCUACUAAAGCAGGACAACACACCAGACAGGACAACAACACGAUGUCCUCUCGCGUUAGUAGCUGUACUCAGCUUCACUCAGCACAUUAACACAAACUAGACCAAAUUCGUCGCUUUGCUCGAUGGUAAAUGACAGUCUGCAGGCCUGACUAGGCGAGAGAUGACUGUAAUGCCAUCAUUUUGUCUGGAAAAGGAGAUAAAGCUGUGUUCUUACGUGCUUAAUCACUUUCUAUAUUCUAACAAAUUCUCCAGGAUGUCUUAACAAUGGGAUUUCACGGCCAAAAUGAGAAAUUUGCCAUUGAUAUUGUGUGAGCAACAGAUCCCCUUACUCACUGCAGAAUAUGUAGACAUCAGCUUUAACGCACUCUUUGCCAUCGAAAUGCUUUACAGUUGGAGGUUCAAGAAGUUCCUGAAAACUUGUGCAUAGGUUCUUCAGAAAGGCACUAUACGGAAAUAAAUCACGCUGUUUCCUUUCCUUUUCCGACUAUGAUGACCACAGCGUAGAAUUCACGUCUAGUUAUCGUGCCGCGAAGACUAUGGCCAAAUUCUUCAUCACAUCGCUAUGUAGAUAGUGCAGCUUCAAUGCGAUACUACUCUUCAAAUCUUCCCGUCGUUUAUACAACGAUCAUGUAAGCUCUCCCUCUCUAUCUUUCUCUCUCCCUAUUUUUUGACGCUCUUGAUUGACCGGUCCCUAUGCACAAAAGUAGGAAGCGAGCAUUUUGCUAACGUGCGCUGUACAGCUUAAAACAGUGUCGACACGCUUUCUUUUCUUUCCAAACUGUGGAUAACUUAAACACGUUAAAAUUUUCUUUUCAGUUUUCUUAUUUUUUAUUUUUAUCAUACAGCAGUAUUCCUUCUAGGUGCCAUCAUGAGAGUUACCAGAUCAAUAAGAAGGUUUGUUCAUUGGCAUUGCCUUUUUCAAAUUUGUUUCUGAAACUCCACCGAGCAUCCUGUAUGACUUAGGCGCUUUUUUUUUCUCGGCUAUUCAUGUUUGAGAGGAAAAAGACGAGAAAAUGGCGAUUUGGUCCGGGUACAACAGUUGGAAAAUAAAAGUUUUUCUGCUUAAAUUGUUACGGGUGCAGGGAAGUGCCGUUAUUACGAAAAUAAAAAGUCGGGACGUUUUUUCACCAUACAGCUAUACAUGGACACACGUUUACAGCUUCGCCAUUUUCUAGGCAUAAUAAUGCCUCCCUCAAAUACAAGUCUGGGACGCUGCAUGGGGAUUUGGAAAGCUGUUUAGAGCGGUUCUUUUGCAUGUGAUUAGUGCUUUUGUGUUUAUUGAAUGUGUUUAUUGGUGUUUGAAAGUGUGUUUAUUGAAAAAAAAAGGAUUCCCAGCGUACAACGCAUAUGGCACCUUCCCCAUAACUAUUUGCCACGGGACGGUAGCCAACCAUCUCUGGUAUUUGAAGAGUAUCGAACCAUCCCACUUCGGGCUUUGCACUCUCCCU
Molecule: messenger RNA, 4182 nt
Organism: Dermacentor albipictus
Lineage: Eukaryota; Metazoa; Arthropoda; Arachnida; Ixodida; Ixodidae
Product: trace amine-associated receptor 7e-like
Biological process (GO): G protein-coupled receptor signaling pathway; phototransduction; cellular response to light stimulus
Cellular component (GO): plasma membrane
Molecular function (GO): G protein-coupled photoreceptor activity
Source: RefSeq, a predicted model, not a curated record